Pseudophryne corroboree (corroboree frog) is the source of this 6093-nucleotide messenger RNA. RefSeq names its product vav guanine nucleotide exchange factor 3 (gene VAV3). Gene Ontology annotation, cellular component: cytoplasm; plasma membrane. The record is from RefSeq and is a predicted model, not a curated record. Gene Ontology annotation, biological process: intracellular signal transduction; cell migration; regulation of GTPase activity. Bases 841 to 3372 code for a protein of 843 amino acids. Lineage: Eukaryota; Metazoa; Chordata; Amphibia; Anura; Myobatrachidae. Gene Ontology annotation, molecular function: protein binding; guanyl-nucleotide exchange factor activity. The transcript has 27 exons.
GUCAGAUCUGGGGCUCAGCCCCGGGCAGAGCUGGAGACUGAGCGGCGAGAGGGAGUCGAGACACUGGGCACAGAGCGCUGAGAGCAGAGCAGGAGGAAGCCAGGCAGGGAGAGGGCACACUGGGAGGUAUGAGAGACCGGCGCAGGGAGUGAGGCUGGCAGCAGUGUUUCAGUCACAGAGGGAGGGACAGAGCAGCAGGGAUGAAGGUCGGGGACAAAGUAGAGGGAGAUACAGAAAGUGACAGUGAGUGACAGAGAGGAAGGGGAGAGUAAGGGCUGCACGCUGCUGCUACAGAGGGAGAGCCAGCUGCCGGGCACGCACACUGGGUGACAGCCCGUGUCUCCCGCACAGGGCAGCGCAGGGUGUGCGGCAGCACAUAGAGCAGCACUCCCAGGUCUGGAGCCACACAAGCCAGCGGUAAGGUGAGAGCAUCGGGGUAGCACAGGCUCCAUGUAAUUGCGCUCUGCCCUGGACAGAGAGGGCUGGUGGUAAUGCUGCCAUGCAGCGGGGGCGUGAUGGAGGCACUGUGACACUGGUCUGCGCCCAAGGUGAGUGAGGCUGCUCAGGAGGCAGAGGUUGUAUGACUGAGGCUCCUACCCUGGACUCUGCGGAGUGAUAUAACAGGUACUGUAGUGUACCCAUAAGGAUUUACUGUCAAGCCCCAUGCUGUGGAUGUUACUGUCCUUACCACCAAUGACUUAAGGAAGAGGAGCCUUUCAUUCGUGAGAGUUGCUUGAACUAGUGUAAUAUUAGCUGUCCUGAACCUGACCGUACUCUGCCAUUCAUUGCACAGCAUCCUACAAUUGCAUUGGCACUUUCUGCUGCAUUCCAGCUGCCCUCAUGGAGCCUUGGAGACAGUGUGCCCAGUGGCUGAUCUACAGCAAGGUGCUGCCUCCCAAUCAUAGGGUGACAUGGGAAACAGCCCAGGUGUUCGACCUGGCCCAGACCCUCCGGGAUGGGGUUCUUCUGUGCCAACUCCUCAAAAACCUGCAACCCAACUGCAUCAACUUGAAGGAAAUCAACCUACGACCACAAAUGUCCCAGUUUCUGUGUCUCAAGAACAUCCGGACUUUCCUCGCUGUAUGCUGUGAAUCUUUCAACAUGAAGAAAAGUGACUUGUUUGAAGCAUUUGACUUAUUUGAUGUGCGGGAUUUUGCAAAGGUUAUAGAGACUUUAUCCAAACUCUCCCAUACUCCUAAUGCUCAGAUGUGUGGUAUCAGGCCGUUUCCAACAGAGGAAAGUGUGCAAGAUGAGGACAUUUACAAAGCGCUGCCUGAUCUGAUGGAUGAGUCGGGGAUGGAAGAAGAUGAUGAGUUAUAUUAUGACUGCGUGUACAUAGCGGAUGAGGGAGAUGAAGUAUAUGAAGAUCUAAUGAAAGCUGAAGCUGCAGUGCCCAAUAGGACUACAGAGAGUGACAUUCGGAGCUGUUGUCUGUUAGAAAUAAAGCAGACAGAGGAGAAAUAUUCAGAAACCCUAGAUUCUAUAGAGAAGUUCUUCAUGGAACCACUGAAAAAAUUCUUGCCUUCCGCAGACCUGCAAAACAUAUUUAUUAAUAUCCCUGAACUGGUGAAAGUACACAGGAGCCUAAUGCUUGAAAUCAACGACUCAGUCACACAGAAGAACAGCCAAAAUCUAUACCAGAUUUUCCUAAAAUACAAAGAGAGGCUUCUCAUCUAUGGAGAAUACUGUAGUCAGGUGGAGUUAGCCAUUUCUAUUUUGGACAGCAUCUCUAAAACCAGAGAGGACGUCAAAUUAAAGCUGGAGGAAUGUUCAAAACGAGCAAAUAAUGGGAAAUUCACACUGCGAGACCUGCUGGUUGUUCCCAUGCAGAGGGUUCUGAAGUAUCACUUACUGCUUCAGGAACUGGUUAAACACACUACUGAUGAUACAGAAAAAAAUAACCUGCGUUUGUCGUUGGAUGCUAUGAAGGAUUUAGCACAAUAUGUGAAUGAGGUAAAGAGAGACACAGAGACCAUGCGGGAAAUCGAGCAGUAUCAACAUUCCAUUGAGAACCUGAAUCAACCUCUAAUACUUUAUGGAAGACCGAAGGUGGACGGCGAGAUCAAGUUCAGUACACUGGAUAAACGCACAAGGCAGGACAGGUAUAUAUUCCUGUUUGAUAAGGCUGUCAUUGUGUGCAAAAGAAGAGGGGACAAUUAUGAAAUGAAGGAGGUGAUAGAUCUUCACAAAUACAAAAUAACUAAUAAUCCAACUAAUGAAAAGGAAAAUAAAAAGUGGUCGUAUGGAUUCUAUCUUACACAUGUUCAGGGGCAGAAUGGCUUUGAAUUUUACUGCAAAACCAGAGACUUGAGGAAGAAAUUGCUGGAACAGUUUGCAAUGGCUUUGUCCAAUAUUCAUCCAGACAAUGCCACUGCAAACAAUCAUGAAUUUAAGAUGCAUUCAUUUGAAAGUGUUACAUCCUGCAACGUGUGUCAAAUGCUGCUCAGAGGAACAUUCUUCCAGGGUUAUUUUUGCCCCAAAUGUGGGACGGGGGCUCAUAAAGAGUGCUUGGGCAGAGUGGAAACCUGUGGACGCAGAGACUCCGGGACACUGAAGCCUUGGAAAGAUGGCCCCCAAAAGACAAUCAGAAACACAGAUCCAGGUUUACCAAAGCUGCAGGUUAUAAGAAGUUACACUGGUUUCCCCGCACCCCCUGUGAACGAUGGUCCAUCCCUCAUUAUACAGGUUGGAGAUACCAUUGAGCUGAUAAGGGCUGAUGCACACAACCUGUUCUGGCAGGGAAAGAAUAUUGCCACAGGGGAACUUGGUUGGUUUCCAAGUGAUGCUGUUAAACCAAGCCCUUGUCAGGUGCCAAAACCUGUGGAUUACUCUGGACAGCCCUGGUAUGCAGGAGCUAUGGAGAGACUGCAGGCAGAAGUGGAACUAAUGAACAGAGAGAACAGCACCUACCUCAUCCGACAUAGAACGAAAGAAAACAGAGAGUAUGCGAUCAGUAUUAAGUACAACAAUGAAGUGAAGCACAUCAAGAUAUUAACGAGAGAUGGCUUUUUUCGCAUUGCAGAAAAUAGGAAAUUUAAAAGUUUAAUGGAGCUUGUAGAAUAUUAUAAACACCAGUCUCUCCGAGAAGGUUUCAGGAGUUUGGAUACAACUCUUCUUUUCCCCUAUAAAGCACCUGAAAAUCAAGCUGGACAUGCAAGUAACCGAUCAUCGGGAAUGUUCCUGAGUCCCAAGGUUCUAGGUAUUGCCAUUGCUCGCUAUGAUUUCUGUGCCCGAGACAUGAGGGAGUUGUCGCUAUGUAAAGGCGACGUGGUUAAGAUUUAUACAAAGGCUGGGACGAAUGGCUGGUGGAGAGGAGAAUCGAGUGGAAAGGUUGGCUGGUUUCCAUCCACAUAUGUUGAAGAAGAAGACUGAUUAUAAUGAUAUGGCAUAUAACACUGGAAGAAUUCCAAAAAUUCACAGAAUUCUGUCUUUCAAAAUUCUGCCGUCAGUCCCUGUGCAGUGGAGACUAGUCUAAUAGCCUUUGUGGCAUGGAGCAAUCACUGGAAUUUCCUUUGUCUCCAUAUUGCUGUAUUAGUACAGGAGGCCUAUAAGCUAUCAGGAUGUAUCAGAUCAUGGCAGACCAGAGUGUGCACAGAAUGAGUCCGAAACUGUCUCCGCAAGGCUCCUCAACAAAACAUGAUGCAAACAAGAUAUAUAUAUAUAUAUAUAUAUUUGUACAGAAAAUUCUUUUAAAAACAACUAAACCCAUUUCCCCGAAUUCCAAACAGAAAACAUCACACGCUUCAACUAACAACAUAUUUGCAAAAAUAAACAGCCCCAAAACAAAAUGUAUUGGUCACUGUUUGCAGCACUGAGCCUACAACCCGUAUAGCUGUUUCAAUUUUAAAAAGCCUCAGAGGGAUGAGAAGUUUAGGGACUUAGGGCCUAAUUCAGAUCUAAUAGCAGCAGCAUAUUUGUCAGCAAAUGGGCAAAACCAUGUGCACUGUUGGGGGGGCAGAUAUAACGUGCAGAGAGAAUUAGAUUUGGGUGGGGUGUGUUCAAACUGAAAUCUAAAUUGCAGUAUAAAAAUAAAGCAGCCAGUAUUUACCAUACACAGAAACAAUAUAACCCACCCAAAUCUAACUCUCUCUGCACAUGUUACAUCUGCUAGCCCUGCAAUGCACAUGGUUUUGCCCAUUUGCUAACAAAUUUGCUGCUGUGAUCAGAUCUGAAUUAGGCCCAGAGGUCACUGGCACUGCUGUUGUGCUUCCUAACCUGCAGCUCCUAUCAGGUAACAGCCACAAUGGAGCCCUGAUCCCACAAGUACUCACUGUCCCGGUAUCAGUCUGUGCACAGGUCAAGAGGGGCAAUAUACAGUAUAAAGCUGAAGUGAGGAAGAACGCGGCAGCUAAUCAUCUGUGACUUGGGCUUUUUUUCUAUGGAUUUUAUUUCUAUUUCUGUCUGUAUUAUUUCUUUAAAUCGUUAAUGUGAAUCUUCAAUACAUGAGACUCUUGUUCCAAAUAUUGCACUAUUAUCUUGCCUGAGAUCAGCUAUUAUUAUUUAUUACGUUAGGAAAACGCAUCUACACAUGCACCACUCUUUUUCAUUAUCUAUACUCUUCACUUCAACCAAGAUAUAAAGUAUUUUAGAUAUUUUUUAUAUUUGCAAUUUUCUUAUUUUUAUUGUGUUAAAUAUUAGCUAAUUCUCGCUUGCACUAAAUUUGUAGUGACAGAGAGGUGAGGAUGGGUAUGUCUGCAAAUACGCAGCACACGUACUGUACUGUGUUUAUUUAUUGCAAUUACUACUAUUGAGGGCACAAGUUUUAAAGGAGACAGGUGUGUUUGUUUCUUAGCAUCAGUUAAUUCAGAUCAGGUUACUGUACUAGGGGAAAUGGGAAUGCAAGGUUGUGAACAGAACAUUUUGUCCUAGUUGGAAUAAGUCAAUUAGCAGGCUCCGCAAUAUCCCAGUUUGCACUGAGCUGCGUCUGCACUGCCCACUCCAUGUAACACCCACUGAAUAUUUUGGUUUUGUUUCCAAUACCAUCAUCUUUGCGUAUUUCAGUAUUGUAUACACAGGUUCGGUAUGAUUUACCGGUGGUCUGGAUCCCGGCAGUCCGGAGACCGAUGCCGGAAUCCCAACAGCCGGAAUGCCGGCAGCGAGUCCAUGCAUCGGGCCAGGUGGCACACUAUUUUAUUCCCCCCUUGGGUGGUGGCAUGGGAAUACCAGGCUUCUGUCGGGAUUGUGACCACCAGCAUUUCCCCGGCUGCCGGAAUUCCGGCGUCGGUAUCCUGACCACUGGGAUCCCGACAGCCGGUAAAUUCACCGCAUCCCGUAUACACAUACGUAUUCCAUAUCAAAUGGCAUCACCAUUAUCACAAAUAUCAAAAUAUGCAAUUAUUUCAUUUUCAAAUCAAGUGACGUAGAGUAAGCUGACUCUGUGUAGUCCAGUUUUACUGCUCAUUGAUCGAUCCAAUAAUGUCAUGUAACUUUUGGAAGAUGUACAGUGCCUGUGCUUCUCAUAAAACAUUAUGCACAGAGACAUGAAUAGGACUACAGUUCCCAGUAAAUCAAAAGUCUGAGCUUCAAUCUGUUCCUGUAGGGUAUUUUUUUUUCUUUUCCAUUAUUACAGUUUUACAACAGUAAUGUAUGUUCUUCAUUAAAAAAGGGAAGGGAAGGGUACAAAAUAGUGAAAAUACACAAUCUGAUCAUGUAUUUGCAGUGCUGGCAAUUUCAGUCAGUUCGAGUCUCGCUACUCGCCUUGGUUAUGUAAAACUUGAAUAUUGGCGAAUCAGAAUCUAAACCAAUCAACUGUAAUAAUGACUACGGAGCAUGAUAAUGGGGCUGAAGUGUAGUACACCUUCUCUAAUACUGUCCUGUUUAGUUGUUGGAAACCAUUCAUUAUUUUGAGUUAUGAAGGGACAUUACCUGGCCUAAGAUAAUAAAGGUGUUAAAAUAUUAAGUGUCUAAUACUAGUACUUACUAGUGUAAAGAAAAAGUAACGUAAACGUGAAGUUUUAAUAAAAUAUUUGGCUGAGAAAUGGAAUACAAAUUAACAGUGUGUAUAUUUGUAUAAUAUAUUUUACUGUAAAUGUGUCCUGUACAGUCUACUAAAUAACAUCAGUGUUAAAUGAUAAAACAGUUCUAUAUUUGUAA